AUGCAACAAGUCCAGCAGCAGGGCGCCUAUCCUCGCGGCGGCGCGCAGCCGAUGCAGCCUCCACAAUUCAACUCGCCGUUCUCGCAGCAUCGACCUGGCCCGCCGCCGCAGCAACAGCAUCAACCAAUGGGCGUGAGGGAGCAGGCGAUGAGGGAUACGGAGGCGGUGAUGCAGCACGAAGAGCGGAGACGUCAGCAGGAGCAGCAGGCGCAGGGAGAGCAGUUUCGGAGGAGACAGCAGGAAGAACAGCAGCAGCAGCAGCAGCAGGGAUUGUAUAGACGGGGUACGCCGGGUUAUGGGUAUGGACAGCCUCCUCCGCCGCCACCGCCGCCUUCGAAUAGGAGGUAGCAUCUUCUCGCUUGCGCGAGUGAGCGGAGGGAUUCGGUGCACCCUGGGAAUACUUGAUGUGGGCUGAGCUUGAAGAGGAGAUUGGCGGGAAGUUGGAGGUUGGCGUGGUUGAUACCCUGAGCGAACUUUUGUAAGCAUUGGCAGACUUCACCGAUGAAUAAAUACUUUUAC
Molecule: messenger RNA, 519 nt
Organism: Zymoseptoria tritici IPO323
Lineage: Eukaryota; Fungi; Ascomycota; Dothideomycetes; Mycosphaerellales; Mycosphaerellaceae
Exons: 1
Coding region: 1-348 (115 amino acids)
Source: RefSeq, a predicted model, not a curated record